This is a messenger RNA of Branchiostoma floridae (Florida lancelet), 5647 nucleotides long. RefSeq names its product AP-3 complex subunit delta-1-like. Gene Ontology annotation, biological process: synaptic vesicle budding from endosome; neurotransmitter receptor transport, postsynaptic endosome to lysosome; Golgi to vacuole transport. The transcript has 36 exons. The record is from RefSeq and is a predicted model, not a curated record. Lineage: Eukaryota; Metazoa; Chordata; Leptocardii; Amphioxiformes; Branchiostomatidae. The coding region runs from base 168 to 4010 and encodes 1280 amino acids. Gene Ontology annotation, cellular component: presynaptic endosome; endosome membrane; terminal bouton.
UCAUCCGACGUCACAUGAUCACGUCCGCCAUCUUGUUUCCGUGGACCGGGACCGUCGGACGACACCUUGGCAAAAAUCCCUUGGAAAAUGGUUUUAUAACCUCCAUAUAACGCCAUUUCCUCGCCUGAGAUCGCUAAUAACCAAGACGUCCUUUCUUAAAUCUCAAGAUGGCGCUGAAGAAAGUAAAAGGGAGUUUAGAGCGCGUUUUUGACAAGAACCUGCAUGACUUGGUACGUGGCAUACGGAACCACAAAGAUGACGAGGCCAAGUUUAUCGCCCAGUGCAUUGACGAGAUUAAACAGGAGCUGCGACAGGACAACAUUGCAGUCAAGGCCAAUGCCGUUGCUAAACUCACCUACCUUCAAAUGCUGGGCUAUGACAUCAGCUGGGCAGCCUUCAAUGUCAUCGAAGUCAUGAGCUCCAACAAGUUCACGUUCAAGAGGAUUGGUUACCUAGCUGCCUCCCAGUCCUUCCACGAGGAGACAGAGGUCCUCAUGUUGACGACCAACAUGAUCAGGAAGGACCUGAGCAGUCAGAACCAGUACGACGCAGCCAUCGCGCUCAACGGACUGUCCUGCUUCAUGACCCCUGACCUGGCUCGCGACCUGGCCAACGAUGUCAUGACUCUGAUGACAUCCACCAGGCCAUACAUCAGGAAGAGGGCAGUCCUCAUCAUGUACAAGAUCUUCCUCAAGUUCCCAGAAGCCUUGAGGCCAGCUUUUCCAAGACUGAAAGAGAAACUGGAAGACCCAGAUCCAGGUGUUCAGUCAGCUGCUGUGAAUGUGAUCUGUGAACUGGCCAGGAAGAACCCUAAGAACUACCUGUCCCUGGCUCCUGUCUUCUUCAAACUUAUGACUUCCUCCACCAACAACUGGGUCCUCAUCAAGAUCAUCAAACUGUUUGGAGCGUUGACACCGCUAGAGCCACGACUGGGGAAGAAACUGAUAGAGCCUCUCACAAAUCUGAUCCACAGUACCUCGGCCAUGUCCCUCCUGUACGAGUGCAUCAACACAGUGAUCGCAGUCUUAAUCUCGUUAUCUUCAGGCAUGCCAAACCACAACGCCUCUAUUCAGCUGUGUGUUCAGAAGCUACGUAUCCUGAUCGAAGACUCAGAUCAGAACUACGAGGGAACCUUCCAGGAGAGCCAUGCUAGCGAUGGGCAGUCCCAACAGUCCCUGAUUUCUGACGGGUCCCCAUCCUCUCAGCAAAGCGCCUCCAUGAAGUACCUGGGUCUACUGGCCAUGUCCAAGAUCCUGAAGACCCACCCCAAGUCUGUGCAGGCUCACAAGGACCUGAUCCUGCAGUGUCUGGACGAUAAGGACGAGUCCAUACGACUCAGGGCUCUGGACCUGCUCUAUGGCAUGGUGUCCAAGAAGAACCUGAUGGAGAUUGUGCGUAAGCUGAUGAUCCACAUGGACAAGGCUGAGGGCUCCAUGUACCGCGAUGAACUGCUGUCCAAGAUUGUGCAGAUCUGCAGCCAGAACAACUAUCAGUACAUCACCAACUUUGAAUGGUAUGUGAGUGUACUGGUGGAACUGACCAGAGUGGAGGGGACCCGUCACGGCAGUGUCAUCGCUUCACAGAUGUUGGACGUUGCCAUCAGAGUCAAGGCCAUCAGGGCAUUCGCUGUUGAACAAAUGGCCCAACUGUUAGAGAACUCGCACAUUGUGGCCAGCUCUGCCCAGAGGAACGGUAUCUGCGAGGUGCUUUACGCUGCUGCCUGGAUCGCCGGCGAGUUCUCGGAGCACCUCCGAGACCCCAAGGGGACCUUGGAGGACAUGCUGCGCCAGAAGGUCACGUCUCUCCCCGGCCACAUCCAGGCGGUCUUCGUACAGAACAUCAUGAAGCUGUACGCAGCCAUCCUGGUCAAAUAUGAGGAAGAUGAGGACAACGAUGGUAUCCGUGAGGUCAGUGACCUCCUGGUGGAGAAGCUGCCGAUGUUUGUCCAGAGCGGAGACCUAGAGGUCCAGGAGAGGGCCUGCUGUAUUCUCCAGCUCAUGAAGUAUGUAAAGAAGCUGCAGGACAAGGAUGUGUCGUGUGCAGAUGAGGUGUCUGCGCUGUUCGCGGGAGAGUUGAACCCCGUGGCACCCAAGGCUCAGAGGAAGGUUGCCGUCCCCGAGGGGCUGGAUCUGGACAAGUGGAUCAACGACCCGCCAUCUGAAAGUUCGGACGAAGAAGGCCCAGCUAACUCCUUGUUCAUUCCCGAUGACAGCAGGAUGAUGAAUGAAAGUCUGACCAGACAAGUAGAGGAACUGUCUGAUGAUGAACUGGAGAGGAGGAGAGAGAUCCGCCGUGCCGAAACCCAGAACAACCCACACUAUCUCAAGUUAGGCGGACCAGCUAAGGGCUCCAAGUACCAGGAGGUGGUGAAUGUGGAAGACAUUCCUGUGGCGAAUAUCGACCUUAGUGUUCCUCUCUAUGUACCUGCUCAAGAAAAUUCGCCCGAAAGCACAAAGAGAUUGUCAGACAAGUACCUGGAAGCAGAGCGCCAGGCCAGGAAGAGGGAGAAGAAGAGACGCCACGGGAAGAAGAGCAAACGUCGCCACAAGUCUGAGUCUGAGGAGGACAUGCCAGUGGUGCACAAGGUGGACAUCAUGGGUGGAGAGAUGCCGGAGGGUGCCACGGAGUCCGGAGAUGAAGGGAACCAGGAGUUGGAUGACAACGAUCCUCACAAGCUGCUGGACAUCGAUCUCGACAGACCACUAGAAGCCGAUGAGAAGCUCCCAGUCAGAACACACCGGAUCGUGUCACCAUCUGCCGAGGAAAGACCAGUGGAAGAGAAGAAAAAACAUCACAGAAAAGACAAGGAGAAAGAAAAGAAGAAAAAGGAAAAGGAAAAGAAGAAAAGUAAAAAGGAGAAGAAGAGGAACAAGUCUGGCGAUGACUCCGCCCACCCCAGUUUGUUGAUAGCGACAGAGUUGAUGUCUCCCGGCCACGAGGCCAUCCCCUCACCAGGGGAAGAGGAGGAGGUCGUCCCACCUUCUGCUCCGGUCAAGAAAGACUCAACACCGAAGAAGGAAGAGCCUAAGGAUGACUUGGACUUCUGGCUGUCUGGCCAAGAUGCGCCGGUGGCAGUUGAGGUGACAGCACCUGAAGCAGGAGCAGCUGCAGAUGUGGACUCGGAUGCCGAGGACACCAGCAGGCACAAGAAGAAGAAAGAAAAGAAGGCCAAGAAAGAAAAGAAGGAAAAGAAAGACAAGAAGGAGAAGAAAAAGAAGUCCAAGGCGGCAGACGAAGAUGAAGAAAUUGGUAGAAGGGAUGGUUUUGAAGAACUAGCUAGCGAUGCACCUGCACUUCCUCCCAUGUCCAGUUACAGACUGCUUGCUGAGGACUCCAACAUCAAGAUGACAUACGAAACACGAGUCCAGCCACAGCAGGGCCAGCAGCUCAUCGUGUCUGUCAUCUUCACUAGUCUGGCACAGCACCACCUCAAGUCACUGGAGUUCAAUGUCAUGGACUCACUCAACACCAAGAUGGACAGACUGCCUGGUGCUACAACACAUGAUGGAGUCCCUGUACCAUUCCAACUGCCACCUAAUUCCUUCAACGAAGGCCAGUUUGCGUUCCAAGUCCAAAGUAUUAAUGUUGCCCAAAAGCUGCGGGGAACGUUGACGUAUACUAUCAAGACGGAGGAAAGUUCCACCAGUGAGAAGCUGGAUUUUAAGCUCUACCUGCCGUGUACAGCAUUCCUCAUCGCCACGCCCUGCUCUAGUGAUGCCUUUGCCCGACUGCUGCAAGGUGGAGACCUCAGCUCCAAGUACUCCAUCAAACUGCCCAACAGCGGAGUUCCCUUCUCUCAUAUCCUGGCUAAGGUCUGCUUCUACGGGCACUUUGCAAUUGUAGAACAGAUUGACCAGAGUGCUUCCCUGUACAGCUGCUCUACACAAGGCCAUCACAUCUGUCUGCUUGUCAAGGCAAAUGGUGGUGGUGAUGUCUCCAUCGAUGGGAAGUGCGCAGAUGGCUCGCUACUGUCUAACGUCAUGGAAGAAAUCAAAGUCACUGCCUCAUAGUAACAUCAAUCUUUCACUGCUCCAUAGUAUCCAUAGCAAUGUCAACAAAAAUAAAGGAUCAAAUCCACACAGAAUCAAAUUAAAUCCACUCAGCAUUACUGAAUAGAUACUAACGAUUCAGUUCAGUUCAGUUAUCCUAACAAUUAAUGCAAGGAUAAAGUGUUCAAAUCAUCAUUCUUUCAUCCUUCCUUUUGAACAUUCUAUAAUUGUUUCUUCAACUGUCAAAUGAUGACCAUUUUUAUCAGGUUGUUAAAUUGUAGGACACUAAAAAAAAGCUCUUUUCCCUUUUCUGGGGGGAAAACUGUACUAUUGGCUCUAAAAUGGUACCAUAUUUGCAGUGAUGGAAGACACUACUGAUCCAGUUAAGUUCCUUCCUCCUUUGUUAGGUGGCACACUUAAUGUUUGGGACCGGACAAGGUCUUCACUGUGCUCAAUGGCAGAUACAAGUUCACCCUUUUCCAGUCCAAUGUCCUCCUCCUUUUUUCUUUCACCAUGAGAGGACAACACAGUCUUGUUUCUGUAGUAGGACCAUUGCAGAGAUUUUCUCAUGUGUUAUGACAUGACCAACAGUUGGUUGUUCACAGGCAGCCAAUUUGGUUCUUGCAAUCAUCCAAUAGUUACCAAGCCUUUUCUUACUUCGUACUAAAGUGCACAUGUUGCAUACUAAAGUGCACAUGUUGCAAAAAAUAGGUAAUCAAGGUUUAACGUCGCUGCAAUUUUCCAGAACUCCUUGAGAAUAUGCUACUGACUGACUGGCAGUUAGACAGUCAUUAGCUACAAAAAGGUCAGUAUCAAACUUAAGGAAAGAUCAACUUGAGAAUGUCAGGAUUUUCAGGUAUUCAAAGAAUGUAAUUCUUCAAGAGGUCCCAUUCGAAAUGCUUAAAAUAGCCCAUGCCUUUUCUGAUAUACAGGUAUUCGACAUCACUGAACAUGAAAUUGUUAGUGAUGUUCUUGAUUUAAAAACUUGAGAGUCUGGCUCAAAUACUGUUUCUCUGUUUUCAGUUUUUUGUGAUUGUGUCCUAGUAACAGUAACAUUCACAGUUUAGGAAGAACUUUCCAUUUCUUAUGAAAAGAGCAAAGAAGCUGCCAUAAAUAGUUUCAUCAUGCACGUUAGGAAUUAAAUUGGAUGUAGUUUCGUUGGGUACACAACCUUAAGUUUGUCACAAAGAACUUUGGUUGUGGUGAAAUAACUGUGCUAUCCUCUAAACAGUAUGUUAUCAUAAGAAAAAUAUGGUUUUUCUGUCCAAGAAAACUGUCGGAAAGGAGCAAAGAAAUUUCUUCUCUGUGGAUGUAUGGUGUAUUGAAUGUAAGGAACACUUGACCAGAGGUUAUGUAUUCUACAUACAAGUGCCAAGUACCGGGCUGCUAGAUAAAGUCUAAAUAGAUGACAGGAUGGAAUGCAAACUAUUAGAUUUAUGUAAUUGUGGAGAGAAAAUACUACUUGGUCUUGGAGACAGUGUAGGUUCUUACCUAGCUUUUACACCUGCAAAUUUGAUGAGAACAAAUUAGGAAUUGAUAAUGCACAUGGUAAUAGCAAUGAUAUGCUUCCACUGCGUCCUACUAUGUGCACUAGAUUGUAUAUAAUGUAAAUGUAAUGAUUCAAUCUGGAGGAGAAGACUGAAGAGAAUAAUAAAUAU